Molecule: messenger RNA, 1740 nt
Organism: Fusarium redolens
Lineage: Eukaryota; Fungi; Ascomycota; Sordariomycetes; Hypocreales; Nectriaceae
Product: cytochrome P450
Exons: 6
Coding region: 82-1515 (477 amino acids)
Molecular function (GO): oxidoreductase activity, acting on paired donors, with incorporation or reduction of molecular oxygen; heme binding; iron ion binding
Source: RefSeq, a predicted model, not a curated record
ACAGACGUCAAGAAUGGGUAUAUAGGUGCAACAUUUCCCUUCCUGAGACUUUAUUCUUUUGUUCUUAAUAAUAACUGAAAAAUGGCGGUCCUCUCUCCUGUUCUUCUUGCUGGAGCAGCUGCUCUCGUUUUCAUCGGCGUUUUGAUCGUCCGUCUGCGUUCACCUUUAGCUUCACUCCCAGGACCUCGCCUAGGUCUUCUGACACCUUGGUACCUGCGAUACUAUGAACUUCGCGGCAAAAGAACGGAGUUUGUUCAUGAGAUGCAUCAGGAGUACGGGAAUGCAGUCCGUGUGGCCCCAAAUGAGGUUGUCUUCUCGUCACUGGACGCGAUGAAGGAGAUAUACCUGUCCAAAGGCAGUGGCUUUGACAAAACAAGUUUCUACAACCUCUUCUCUCAGUUUGGACUCAGAACGAUGUUCUCAAGCUUGCAGAAAGGCCCACACAGCCAGAGACGACGGGUAAUCGCCGACCGUUACGCAAACACCAACGUCAACCGCGAAGCUUCUUUACAUGGUAUACAAGAGAGAUCCCAAAACUUUAUCGCCCGUUGCAAAGCUUCUCCAAAGCAGGAGCUUGACGUUUAUAUGUUCCUCCAUUGCUACGCGUUCGACUGUGUCACGCAUCACCUGUUCCAUCCUCAUGGUAGCGAGUCGAUUCUUCAGGCUGCAGAUGAAGAGACACUCCAUGAGGCGGUGUUUGACAACAGUCUUGUUAGACGACUCUUAAACUACUACCACCCUACUCUUGGCAGCGUUGCAGACCAGUUGGGCUUGUUCGGAAAGUCGCGCGGCAUUCCUAAAGCUACAGAACUUGUGCUCAACGGUGUGAAAAAGGGCGGUGCCGCUGAUUUUACACUGGUGAGUCGCAUGCAGGAAGAGAAGUUCGGCAUGGGUACUUUUGAUAUCGCAUCCGAAUGUAUGGAUCACAUGCUCGCCGGGAUUGAAACCACUGGUGAUGCACUGUGCUUUCUGAUGUGGCAAAUCUCCCAGGAAGGUUAUACCUUCAUCCAGGAGCGUCUUGGAGACGAGCUUAGAGCCAACCCCGAUGUCCCUGUCGAUCAACUUGAAUACCUCGAAGCAGUCGUCAAAGAAGGUCUUAGAGUCUUCCCUUCGAUCCCCAUGAGUUUACCGAGGUGCGUUCCCGAAGGCGGCGCAACUGUUGAUGGCCACUGGCUUCCUGGAGGUACUAUCGUGAGCUGUCAGCCAUACUCAAUGCAUCGAAUGGACGAAGAGGUAUUUCCCCGCCCGGACAGCUUUGAGCCGCAGAGGUGGCUGGACGAGAAAGGCUCAGCUGAGCGAAACCGACUGUUCUUUGCGUUCUCUAAUGGAGGUCGCGCAUGUAUCGGAAGACAUCUUGCUAUCAUCGAGAUGAAGACGCUUCUCCGUGACAUAUAUUCGCGAUAUAGAACGAGCCCCGCUGACGGUAUGGCUUUUGAUAUGAGUAUGGAUGAUCAGAUUUUUACAUCUCGACCGAAAGACCAGAAGUGUAUUUUGAAGUUUAUCGAGUGGGAGUGAGGUCGCGGAUUUUGAAAAUGGGAAGAUUCUUGAAGAUUGCCAUGUUCAUAGAAUCAUGUCUGGAGAGGCUUGGAGACAUGAUGCAUGUAUCGAUAUCAAGUUGAUCGAGAUUUGAGCGUUGGCGAGGAAGGAUACUCCCGAGAACGAGCAAUUAGACAAUGACGUACAGCUCAGCAUGAUGAUAAAUCUCAGUACUUCUCCCAUAAAAGAAUGAGACGACUAGCU